AUGGAGUCGCGCGUCAAGCCAGCGAAGCAAAUAAACCAAGCGUCAAACGGAAAGGCUGAGCGCAUGCAUAGGACUUCACUUAUCAUGGCGCGAAAGAUCCGCGCAAGGACUCACUCAAGCAGCGAUCUGCGGUCGGGGUCAUCAUCAUCGGGAUCAGUACGAAACAAAAGGGUUUGUAAUUUCCUGCAGAAACAAAACAACGCUGAUAUAACACAACAUGUAUCGGAUGUCAAGACAAUGACUGAAGAUCAGAAAAUUCAACUGCAGAAAAGUUUGGCAAUUGAAGACCAAGCGGCGCCCUCAGCGACGUCAAGUGAAAUUCUUGCAACGACAAUCGUUGAAGAUAAGAGACAGGCGAAAGAACGUGGACGAGAGAUUCUUAUUGCACGCUUUCAAGGUAAAGACGCGCAGAAGAAUGCCAAGUAUGCAAGUUGGAAGGACGCGAUGUGUGAAGAAUUGAAGGCGCUCGAGGCUAACAGCGUAUGGGAGCUGAUCAAGCGUCCAGAAAAAGUCAAUGCUCUACACACAAAGUGGGCCUUCAGGACCACGACGGACGCGAACAGCGACAUGGUUCAAGGCGCGACUGGUCGCGUGUGGAAACGAGCAGGUAUUGGGUCUGACUUUUGCAGCUCUUACGGACAUGUCGACGGUGAAGGUGAUACUGGUACUAACUGUGACAUGGAAAGUAACUACAAAGCACGGGGAUACUCCGAACGCCUAUGUCAAGGCAAAGAAGAGCACCUGGAUUUCUACCUACAAGUGCCGCAAGGCAUGGCUGUCAGCGACAAGAUGCUCAAGGAACAUGAUGCUAGAGGCAAAAGUGAUUUGGUGUACGGCUACGCAAGAGCUUAUACGGAUUGA
This is a messenger RNA of Peronospora belbahrii, 861 nucleotides long. The record is from the annotation of a GenBank genome assembly. NCBI's taxonomy places the organism in Eukaryota, Oomycota, Peronosporomycetes, Peronosporales, Peronosporaceae.